Messenger RNA from Adineta steineri, 1083 nucleotides. The record is from the annotation of a GenBank genome assembly. Lineage: Eukaryota; Metazoa; Rotifera; Eurotatoria; Adinetida; Adinetidae.
AUGACACGCGAUCAAGAUACUGAUACUGAUUCCAUCUUAGGUGCGCGGACUGUUUUUAAUGGAACACAGUCUACAGAAAUGUUUUCAGAAGAAACAGUGUCAUUACCAGAACUUGGUCCUGGAGAAAUUCUUGCUAAAAUUCGACUAGCAUCAAUAUGUAUGAGUGAUGUACAUACAAUUAGAGGUCAACGAAUAGAACCAACACCUAGUGUGCUAGGUCAUGAAGCUGUUGUUGAAGUUAUUUCUCAUCGUCGUCCUGAAAGUGAUUUACUUGUAGGCGAUCGUUUAACAUUUUCAGUUGCUGAUUGUUGUAAUAAAUGUGAAUUUUGUUUAAAAGGACUCAACCAAAAAUGUACUAAAUUAUUUAAAUAUGGUCAUGCAAAAUUAAGUGAUGGUUCGGGUUUUAAUGGUUGUUAUGCUUCACAUAUUAUUCUUCGACGUGGUACUCAUGUUGUUAAAAUACCUGAUACAAUAUCAGAUCGAUGUGCAGCACCCAUUAAUUGUUCAUUAGCAACAACAAUGUGUGCAAUGGAAUUUGUACCAAAAAUUAAAAAUGGACGAGCAUUUGUUCAAGGUGAUGGAAUGCUUGGUUUAUAUACUUCAGCAGCUCUUCGUGAGCUCGGAUAUGAUACAGUCUAUUGCUCAGGAACUCGUAUUUGUCGUUCAAAAUUCAUAGAUCGUUUUGGUGCAAUACCACUUUAUAAUGACGAAAUUCUCCUCGAAGAAACAAAUAAAAUUGACGUUAUGGUUGAAGUAUGUGGUGUAUCCGAAGUAGUUAAUGAUGGUAUUCGAUUAUUAAAACCAGGCGGUAUAUAUCUUUUUCUUGGUAUGGUUCAUCCACAUUCUGUGUUAAAUAUAACUGGCGAACAAAUAAUACGUAAAUGUCUCACAAUAAAAGGUAUCCAUAAUUAUGCUCCACGUCAUCUUGACCAAGCAGUUGACUUUCUUGAAAAAACAAUUAAUAAAUAUCCGUAUGAAGAAGUCAUGGGACCUACCUAUGACCUAUCGGAUUUAUUAGGUGCUACGAAAUUAGCUAUGGAAAAAGUUUAUAGUCGAGUUUUAGUGAAAUCAAAUAUGAUAUGA